Messenger RNA from Psammomys obesus (fat sand rat), 981 nucleotides. RefSeq names its product serine protease 48-like. The coding region runs from base 1 to 915 and encodes 304 amino acids. Gene Ontology annotation, molecular function: serine-type endopeptidase activity. Gene Ontology annotation, biological process: proteolysis. The transcript is spliced from 6 exons. The record is from RefSeq and is a predicted model, not a curated record. NCBI's taxonomy places the organism in Eukaryota, Metazoa, Chordata, Mammalia, Rodentia, Muridae.
AUGGGCCCUGCUGGCCUCCUGGCCCCGCUGCUGCUUACGCUGGGGUCUUACCACUGCUCUUUUGCCAAAAAGGAAGAUUUGCAGUCAGUGUGUGGACGCCCUGUAUACCCUGGCCGCAUCCUGGGCGGCCACAGUGCUGCUGCAGGCCGCUGGCCGUGGCAGGUCAGCCUGCGGUUUGACCAGGCCCACACCUGUGGAGGCUCCCUCCUCAGCGAGCGCUGGGUGCUGACGGCAGCACACUGCAUAAAAAGGACUUGGCUCACAUUUUUAUACAGUGUGUGGCUUGGAUCUGUUGACAUAGACCACUCGAGUACAGGCAAGGAAUCCUAUGUGUCCAGAAUCGUCAUCCUUCCCAGACACGACGGCUUGGACGGAGACCUCGCCCUGCUGAGGCUGUCUUCCCCGGUCACCUUCACAGCCGCCAUCUUGCCCAUCUGCCUGCCCAAUGUCUCAGCUCAGCUCACGGUCCCAGCGUCUUGCUGGGUGACUGGGUGGGGAGAAAAGGAGGAAGGUCAUUACCCCUCCACCCUCCAGGAAGCUGAAGUUCCCCUCAUCACCAGCGAGGCAUGCGAACAACUGUACAAUCCGAUCGGCUCCUUCCUGCCACAGCUGGAGCCGAUUAUCAAGGAAGACAUGCUGUGUGCCGGCGACACUCGGGGGAUGAAGAACAGCUGCAAGGGCGAUUCUGGAGGGCCUCUGUCAUGUCACAUUGAUGGUAUCUGGACCCAGAUAGGUGUGGUAAGCUGGGGAUUGUCGUGUGGUGAAAAUCUUCCUGGAGUCUACACCAAUGUGAGCUACUACCAAGAAUGGAUCCGUGCCAUCAUCUCCAGUGCUGGGGGCCGGCGCCGCGGCUGCAGUUCCGUGACCUCCCGUGCCUGGCUGUGCUACCUUCUCUGGUUCUCCUGGGCCUCCUGACUCUUGGUCUAACAUGAUACCAAGACCAUACAAGAGCUGCUGCUGCUGCUGGGAACCAGUGGGGAC